Ylistrum balloti is the source of this 1047-nucleotide messenger RNA. Its product is annotated as trichohyalin-like. The record is from RefSeq and is a predicted model, not a curated record. The coding region runs from base 1 to 1047 and encodes 348 amino acids. The transcript is spliced from 2 exons. NCBI's taxonomy places the organism in Eukaryota, Metazoa, Mollusca, Bivalvia, Pectinida, Pectinidae.
AUGCCAAACCAGAAGGAAAGACAACAGGAAAUGAGGAGACACCAAACCAGAAGGAAAGACAACAGGAAUCAAGGAGACAUCAAACCAGAAGGAAAGACAACAGGAAUCAAGGAGACAUCAAAUCUGAAGGAAAGACAACAGGAAAUGAGGAGACACCAAACCAGAAGGAAAGACAACAGGAAUCAAGGAGACAUCAAACCAGAAGGAAAGACAACAGGAAUCAAGGAGACAUCAAAUCUGAAGGAAAGACAACAGGAAAUGAGGAGACACCAAACCAGAAGGAAAGACAAUAGGAAUCAAGGAGACAUCAAGCCAGAAGGAAAGACAACAGGAAUCAGGGAGACAUCAAAUCUGAAGGAAAGACAACAGGAAGCAUGGAGACACCAAACCAGAAGGAAAGACAACAGGAAUCAAGGAGACAUCAAAUCUGAAGGAAAGACAACAGGAAGCAUGGAGACACCAAACCAGAAGGAAAGACAACAGGAACUGAGGAGACGAAAGACAACUGGAAUCAAGGAGACACCAAACCAGAAGGAAAGACAACAGGAACUGAAGAGACACCAAGCCAGAAGGAAAGACAACAGGAAUCAAGGAGACACCAAACCAGAAGGAAAGACAACAGGAAUCAAGGAGACACCAAACCAGAAGGAAAGACAACAGGAACUGAGGAGAUGCCAAACCAGAAGGAAAGACAACAGGAACUGUGGAGACGCCAAACCAGAAGGAAAGACAACAGGAACUGAGGAGAUGCCAAACCAGAAGGAAAGACAACAGGAAUCAAGGAGACACCAAACCAGAAGGAAAGACAACAGGAAUCAAGGAGACACCAAACCAGAAGGAAAGACAACAGGAAAUGAGGAGACACCAAACCAGAAGGAAAGACAACAGGAACCAUGGACACAUCAAACCAGAAGGAAAGACAACAGGAAUCAAGGAGACAUCAAAUCUGAAGGAAAGACAACAGGAACUGAGGAGACGCCAAACCAGAAGGAAAGACAACAGGAAAUGAGGAGACACCAAUACAGAUUCAAUGAUGACAGAAGCUGA